AUGACGUCAUCUGACUAUCCGGGCACGACACCCGACGGCAACUCCUCCCAACUGCGUCCCUUUCUCGGAAGCUCAAUCUUCAACACCAGCAAACCCGGAUCCCAAGGCCAAAAUACCAUCAUGGCAUCCCAUGCAUUGCGCCUCCCACGACCUUUCGCCGACAUGCCACGCGCAGCUCUCAUGUAUCCCUUUGCAACCCCCAUCGAGCCCCUCAAGAACCUCACCGCCCACAUGUCGCGACAGUCCAGUAGCAAGAUGCCCAAUCUAUGGAUUAAACAUGAAGACACGAACAGUGCGCUUGCCUACGGCGGCAACAAGGUGCGCAAACUCGAAUACGUCAUGGCCGAUGCGAUAGCCAAGAAAGCGACUCAUCUUGUAACUGUAGGCGGGGUACAGAGCAACAGCCAGCGGCAAGUCACUGCAGCAGGGAAUCGAUUCGGGAUGAAGACGGUCCUCACGCCGGAUCCGAGGAUUGGAAAUCCAUCGGCCAAGGACCGAGAUGCCUACGAGCAUGUGGGCAACGUGCAGAUCAACGCGGUACUGGGGGCGCAGUGGAAGCCUUCUACUCCAGAAGACAAGGUAGAGGCGAAUGCAGAAGGUGGAGACGGGCUGGCGUAUGAGGUGGCUGCGAGGAGGGAAAUGGCGAGAGUCAAGGCUGAGGGUGGGACACCGUACUUCAUACCAUCGGGUGCGAGCCUGCAUUCGCUGGGUGGCCUGGGGUUUGCAAGAUGGGCUUUUGAGUUGGAAGAGCAAGAGAAAGAGCUGGGAAUCAUUUUUGAUGCGGUUAUUGUGUCGACGGCGAGUGGAAGUACGUUGGGUGGCAUGGUGGCCGGGUUCAAGUUGAUCCAUCAGGCUGGCAACAGCGAGGAUAGUGCGACUAAGAAGAGGCUUAUUGGGAUUCAAGCUACAAGCUGCGAUUUGAAGGAGACGGCGAGGGUGGUGCUGGUGUCAGCACGCAACACAGCCAAGCUGAUAGGUGUGCAAGAAGAUGACAUCAAUGCGGACGAUUUCGAGCUUGACGGACGCUUCAAUGCAGGAUCGUACGGCUACCUCAAUGAAGACACAAGGGCCGCAAUCAAGCUACUUGCGAGCACAGAAGGAAUUCUGACCGACCCAGUUUACACAGGCAAGGCUGUCGCAGGGCUUCUUGGCCUGGCACGAGAGGGGGCUUUCAGCGAGGCAAAGAACGUUUUGUUUGUUCAUACUGGAGGCACACCGGUCUUGUCAGCCUACCCGUCGUUACAUGGAUCAGAUACGUAG
Ascochyta rabiei is the source of this 1260-nucleotide messenger RNA. Its product is annotated as 1-aminocyclopropane-1-carboxylate deaminase. Gene Ontology annotation, molecular function: D-cysteine desulfhydrase activity. Lineage: Eukaryota; Fungi; Ascomycota; Dothideomycetes; Pleosporales; Didymellaceae. The coding region runs from base 1 to 1260 and encodes 419 amino acids. The record is from RefSeq and is a predicted model, not a curated record. The transcript has a single exon.